Molecule: messenger RNA, 1637 nt
Organism: Hemibagrus wyckioides
Lineage: Eukaryota; Metazoa; Chordata; Actinopteri; Siluriformes; Bagridae
Product: putative C-type lectin domain family 20 member A
Exons: 6
Coding region: 94-1002 (302 amino acids)
Source: RefSeq, a predicted model, not a curated record
ACAAGCUAAACUUGUCAAUGACUGUAAGAAGUGCUGACGAUUCAGAGGUCUAUUUUAAAUUUUCCUUAGAAGACUUCGCAUACCACAUCAGGCAUGGGGAAUCGCGUGUUUCAGCUUCUGUCUCUCACAGAAGUCUUCCUUCUCGUCUUGUCUGUGCCUUAUAAAUACACCCUAGUCCGUCAGGGGAAAAAUUGGAAUGAUGCUCGGACUUACUGCCAAGCCAAUUACAUUGACCUGGCUAUUGCUGGAGACACUAAAGACAUUGUCAAGCUUCAAAAUGAGGCACAGAAGCAACAAUUCACUUCCAGUGCUUGGAUUGGCUAUUACAAUGAUGUUAAUAGCUGGCGCUGGUCCCUGGGAAACCAGUCACUUGGAGACAUGACAGAUUGGUGUGCCAGUGAGCCUACCUAUAAAGUGGAAGAUUGUGCUGCUCUGCAUUCUCAGUGUUGGUUUGAUAUUUCAUGUUCAGCAACACUUGCCGCUGUGUGCUUUGAUGCCAAGAACACUGGGUCUAGCAGAUACAUUGUUAUUUCUACUACUAUGACAUUUAAUGAUGCUCAGAGUUACUGCAGACAACAUUACACAGACCUGACCAAUGUUACAACGGUAGAGGAAAAUACAAUUAUAAAAGGAAAAGUUACUGGAAGUUCUUGGAUUGGUCUGUUCAGAGACAUCUGGAUGUGGGUAGACAAGAGUAACUUCUCUGCCUUUGGUUGGUUGAGAGGAUCACCGUGGGAUGUUGGGCGAAAUGAUAAUUGUGGUACUAUUGUUAAUGGCCUUGUUGAUGCUGCACUAUGCUCUGAUAUACUGCCUUUCUACUGCCUCCGAGAAUUUACAAAAAAACAAAUCAUAAGAAUAAAGAUUAGAUCAAAUCAGGAUGUGAACGAUCCUGCAGUGAAGGCAGCAAUCUUACAGAAGAUCAAGCAAAAACUGGAGGAACAUGGGAUAUCAAAUAACUCCACAAUAAAAUGGAGAGAGCAACCAGAUGGCAUGGUGUUUUAAAAGAUAAAAGUAUCUAAGGCCAAUCAAAUAUGUAUAAACUAAUUUAGCAUUAACUAAGCAUUCUUUUUUAAAGAUAGAAUUGAACAGACCUUAAACUUCAGUGCUUUUUAGACUGCAAUUCUACAUAAAACAAUCAUAAUCAUCUUUAAUUAGUAGAUUUAAGCUUUAAACAAGCAUUUUAUCUUUCAUGAGAAUCAAUGUUUAAUGUGCUUUCAUAGAGAUGUUACAUUUACUGAUGAUUAACUAAACUUGUAUAUAUUAUUUAAUAACACCUGCUGUUAAUUACCCUCUUAAUAAUUGUGGAAGAAAGAUGGGUGUAAUUCUUUUUUCCCACCUGGAUUCUGAAUGUUAGUUUAAUUUUUGGGAUUGAAAUCUGUUAUGUUUUUUUGUUUUUAACACAAUUGUUAUUUAGGCUCUGAAAAUCUUAAUAUACAAAUAUGUUUUUUCAUUUUCAUUUCAUUGUCUGUACUGCUUAUCCAAUCUAUCUUCUGGUCAUGGGGAGCCUGUGCCUCAGGCGUUAUACAAAUAUGUGUUAGGUAUAAGUUUAAUAAGUUGGGGUUUUUUUUGCAGUACCUAACAGUAACUACAGAGAAAAUUGUGUAUAUGUACACUACCAGUCAAAAGUUUGGACACAC